Molecule: messenger RNA, 522 nt
Organism: Pyrenophora tritici-repentis Pt-1C-BFP
Lineage: Eukaryota; Fungi; Ascomycota; Dothideomycetes; Pleosporales; Pleosporaceae
Product: OsmC family protein
Source: RefSeq, a predicted model, not a curated record
AUGUCCGCCGCCCAAGCCCUCCGCGAAAAGCAAGCCCCCAUCAAAGACGGGUACCGCAGCAACCCCGCCUCAGCAGUCGUAACACUAAAGUCAACGGGCUCCCUCGACGACCACUCAAUAACAUGCAAGCUCUCUGACAGCUCUGCCGUCAAGGAAGCGCAUCGUGUCGCGGGUCUGCAUCAAAAAGCCGGUGGUGACGACCCUGCGAUAUCCGGGGAACUCUGCUCUGGGGAUAUGCUGUUGGAUGCUCUAGUCGCUUGCUCGGGCGUUACGCUAAAAGCUGUUGCUACUGCGCUUGGUAUACCCAUUGUAUCUGGUACUGUAACUGCGGAGGGGGACUUGGACUUCAAGGGUACGCUGGGUGUGGAUAAGACGGCGCCGGUGGGUAUGACGGGUAUCAGGUUGGAGUUUGCAGUACAGUUUGGGGAGAGGGAGGAUGGGAAGGAGGUUAGUGAGGAGGAGGUGGAGAGGCUGGAGGUCGUUUUCACUUCACUCUUGAAGCUCGACUGGAUCACACCGUAG